This is a messenger RNA of Pezoporus occidentalis (night parrot), 735 nucleotides long. RefSeq names its product heat shock protein beta-7-like. The coding region runs from base 93 to 575 and encodes 160 amino acids. The transcript has 3 exons. The record is from RefSeq and is a predicted model, not a curated record. Lineage: Eukaryota; Metazoa; Chordata; Aves; Psittaciformes; Psittacidae. Gene Ontology annotation, cellular component: cytoplasm; nucleus.
CCUAAUUAUGGGCAUGUGUCAGUGUCAGUGGAGGCAGGCGGGCGGCCCCCUCCCCGCGGCCAGGCCCUUGGUGGGCACAGGCAGCAGGCGCCAUGGCCUCGCUCGGCUCAGCCUCCUCUUACCGCACCGAGCGCAUUGGCACCUAUGGUCCGGGGCAUGGCGAGCCCCGCUUCGAGAGCGACCGGCAGCAUGGGCCCUUCGGGGCACUGGCACAUGAGGCCUUUGGGUUCCCAGGGUCCCCGGGUGCCGUGUGCCCCUGCAGCCUGGGCACCUGGGUGCGUGCCCAGGGUGACACCUACCAGGUGGUGGCUGAUGUCAGCCAGUUCGAGCCCCCUGACAUCGUGGUGACGACCUCCAACUGCCACGUCGCCAUCCAGGCCGAGAAGGUGGCUGAGGAUGGCACCGUCUGCGACACCUUCACCCACAAGUGCCAGCUGCCUGAGGACAUGGACCCGCUGUCGGUGAGCUGUGCCCUCACCGAGGCCGGCACGCUGGUGAUCACUGCGCAGCGCCGUGCCGUAGCCCGCCCCAGUGAGCCCCCACAGAUGCUGUACCGCAGUGAGGCCACGCUGUGAGCAGCGCUGGGGGAGGAUCGGUUUCUUGCUCCAAGUGAUGCCAGCCUCGACACCACGGUGUAGCUUUGGUUGUACCCAUUGGCCGUGCCCCCUCCCCACCUCCAGCUCCUCAGCGCUCUGGCUCUGUUUAUAAAGACCUUUUAUUAAAUUAAUAUAAAAA